Messenger RNA from Alternaria novae-zelandiae, 567 nucleotides. RefSeq lists its product as uncharacterized. Lineage: Eukaryota; Fungi; Ascomycota; Dothideomycetes; Pleosporales; Pleosporaceae. The transcript has 2 exons. Bases 1 to 567 code for a protein of 188 amino acids. The record is from RefSeq and is a predicted model, not a curated record.
AUGCCUUACGAUCGCGAUGUAGUCGUUAGUUGCAUCGAGAGGCACUAUGAUUUGCUCGUGCGCAUGGCCUACCUCGACCCGGACACGAUCCUCCGCCCGCCGCCUGAAGGUUGGAGUGAUGAGCAGCUCGCUGUUGACACAUUACAAGAGUGGAAACGGUCGGACCGAGUCAUUGAUCUCUUGCGUCACUUGCCUUAUCUGAGCAAGAAUAUGGGUGACUCUAAAUACGAGGUCUAUAUUGUAACGGAAGCAUGCAAUUACCUUCGCAAUUAUGGCUGGCUGAAAGAUGCGGACAAAAAGAAGGCUAUCAGGCACCGUAGUGCACCAGAUGACCAGUUUUGGCGGCAGGCCGCAAAGCCUCGAGAGGUUCAGCAGUACUUCGAUGAGCUCUACGACGAGAUCGAAACCUUGGUCACCGUUCCUGUACCAUUGACGCGAGGUAGCGAUGCAUGGUACAACGAGAUGGUGGAUCAUCGAGACAACAAUGCAAAGGUGAGUGCGAUCCUCUCGGCGAACGUGACCGGAAGACUCAUCAAGCAAAUGAACAGCUACCCAAGCGCUUGCUGA